CCAACCAAAAACAUCAAACUUCACUAAAUUAACAAAGAGCGGACAUGGCGAUUUCUAUCAGCUCCUGCCUCAGACCCCCCUCUUCCUCUUCCUCACCUCCUCCUCCACGCCCCUCGCCAUCGAACAAAACCCCUCUUACCCCAUGGCCUGCGAGCAAAGAAGCAAGCUGGGGAAGCCGGUGCGUCGCAACCGCAGCAUGCAUCAUAAUUGGCUCGAGUGCCGCCGGCUUUGCGGGCGGCGACGGGCGCAGAGUCCCUGCUGGAGAUCAUCUGAAGGUCAUGGAGGUAUCGGAAGGAAAGGUGGCGAGGUGGAGUGACAGGAGGAGGUGUCCUCCCUGGCAUGUGAAUUCUCUGGAGAAUAUCAUGCCGGAGAAUCUCCCCCGGCCGUCGACUGGUCGGAGAUCCAACGGGCUUGUAGCUUACAAACGGGCUCCGCCGGUUGGGGGUGCUUCCUUUCAGUACAAAAGUAGCUGCUAUUCGCUUUAGGCAUGUAGCCGUUUUACGGUACUUAUUUUUCACUUCUUUCUCUAAUACCUUGUGCACAUGAUAUGUGAGUCCGAUUGAAAAGGGUGAAUAAGAGAUUGAUUCCGCUGGGACGCGAUAUCAUUCUU
Messenger RNA from Phoenix dactylifera (date palm), 610 nucleotides. RefSeq lists its product as uncharacterized. The record is from RefSeq and is a predicted model, not a curated record. Lineage: Eukaryota; Viridiplantae; Streptophyta; Magnoliopsida; Arecales; Arecaceae.